AUGAGCUUUUUCGACCCUCUCGGCAUGCUCGCUCCGUACACUAUUCACGGGAAGAUGAUCAUCCAAGAUCUGUGGCGACAAGGUUGUUCGUGGGAUGAAAAAAUAGACGAUGCGUGUGCAGACAAAUGGCAACGAUGGACUGCGGUGAUGGAAGAAGUGGCGAUGAUCAAAAUUCCUCGCUGCUAUUUUUCAGAGACUACGAACGAAGAUUUUGAAUCUCUUCAGCUUCAUGUAUUCACGGAUGCGAGUGAAAAUGCGUAUGGGUGCGUUGCCUAUUUUCGGAUAGUAGUUCAAGGCAUACCGCGGUGUGCACUAGUAGCAGCUAAAUCAAAAGUAGCGCCGUUGAAGCAUCUCUCCAUCCCUCGAUUGGAACUUCAAGCUGCGGUGCUGGGUUCUAGGCUGGCGAACACCGUACUAGAAACGCAUUCUCUACCAGUAAAGCGACGGUUUAUAUGGACGGAUUCUCAGAUCGUGCUUUCUUGGAUCCGUUCCGACCAUAAAAGGUACUCUCAGUUCGUAGCAUUUCGUAUUGGAGAAAUUCUCAGCCAAACAGCACUAAGAGAAUGGCGUUGGGUGCUAACGAGAAGCAACAUCGCCGAUGUGUUAACCAAGUGGGGUAGUGGACCUCCUUCGCCUUGUAGUGGAGAAUGGGUUGUCGGACCAGAUUUGCUGCAUACACGGGAGGAAAAUUGGCCAAAAACUGAGCUCCCGCCAACGAAUGUGCCGGAAGAACUGAAAGCUAUCCAUUUAUUCCACGAAAUUAGUUUCCAGGAACCGCUAAUUGACACAAGUCGGUUUUCUCGAUGGAACAUACUGGUGCGUUGUAUAGCAUGCGUCUAUCGCUUUCUGUCGAACUGCCAAAGAAAGAUCAAAGGACUUCCAAUAGAAACGGUUCCCGCAUCAGACAAAUUAGAGAAACUGUCAAAAAUUCGUGUAUCAUAUAUCGUAAUACCACUGAAACUCGAAGAGUAUCGUCGAGCGGAAAAUUACUUGUGGCGAAUUGCACAACGUGAAGGGUUCGGAGAUGAAGUUAAAAUUUUACUCAAAAAUCGCGGACUUCCACGUGAAAAAUGGCAUCCUAUCGACCAAGGUAGUUCCCUCUACAAGCGAUCACCACUACUGGAUGAAGAUGGGGUGAUACGGAUGGAAGGAAGAGCGGCUUAUGCUGAUUUCAUACCCUUCGAGCUACGUUUUCCAGUCGUGCUGCCGAAGGCACAUAACAUUACUACAAAAUUGCUACAACAUUACCAUCAGAAAUUUGGUCAUGCGAACCGAGAGACUGUUGUGAAUGAAGUUCGUCAGCGGUUUUUCAUUCCGAAGCUAAGGGCUGCCGUGUGGCAUGCAGAGAAGGAGUGCUAUUGGUGCAAAGUUCGAAAGUGUCGCCCUUCUAUCCCUAGAAUGGCACCUUUACCCGAGCAGCGUUUAACGCCACACCGGAGACCGUUCAGCCAUGUUGGUCUGGACUACUUUGGACCGCUUGUCGUUACAGUAGGACGUAGAUCGGAAAAACGUUGGGUGGCUUUGUUUACUUGCCUGGUGACGAGGGCUAUACACUUGGAAGUCGCUCACAGCCUCACCAGCCAAGCGUGUAUGAUGGCAAUACGACGAUUUAUCUGUCGCAGAGGUGCGCCACUGGAAGUGUUUUCGGACAAUGGCACUAAAUUUCAAGCUGCUAAUAAAGAGCUCAAAAUGGAAGCUAAGCGUAUCGACGUGGAAUGUGGAAACGCCUUUACGGAUGCUAGAACACGCUGGAAUUUUAAUCCACCAGCGGCACCCCACAUGGGUGGCAGUUGGGAGCGCAUGGUUAGAUCUGCAAAGAAUGCUCUCAAGGCAAUUCACGAUGGACGGAAAUUAAACGACGAGAUCUUGCUGACGGUACUGGCGGAAGCGGAGGACAUGGUGAAUUCCCGACCGUUGACGUAUCUUCCCCAGGAAUCGGCCGAGAACGAAUCUUUGACGCCAAACCACUUCCUGCGAGGCUUUCCAUCGGGCGAGCGUGAAGAAGCUAACAUCCUGACGGAUUCGGCGGAAGCGUUAAGGGAUGAUUACAAGAGAUCGCAAAGGCUAGCUGAUAUGCUGUGGCAGAGGUGGCUAAAGGAGUAUGUUCCGCUGAUUAAUCAUCGUACUAAGUGGUUCGAGGAUAAGGAACCCAUUAACGAAGGGGAGCUUGUGUUCAUCGUUGACGGCGACAACAGACGGACCUGGGUUCGAGGUAUUGUGGAGCGUAUCAUCCGUGGCCAAGAUGGAAGAGUUCGCCAAGCGAUGGUUAGAACUUCUAGGGGCAUCUUUAGACGACCAGUUGCCAAGCUGGCUGUGAUGGAGAUUAAAGGUAAAUCUGGUGAAGGCUAUGGCCGUGGACCAGAGUUACGGUCGGGGGAAUUGUUAGCACCACUGGGCAUAUCGAUGGCCCCUGGCGGAAAGUGAACCUACGGGAAAAACUGAUGGUACAUAUGAAUGGCAACACGGUAUACUAAGUGUCAGUGAAGAAGAGGGAAAAACAAAAUAAAAUUAAAACGAGGGGGAUUGAUCUACAUGUGCCGUAGGAAAAAGUUUAAUUAAAACUAAUUUAAUCAUUUUCGGAUUAUUAUAUUGGAUUAUCGAGUCGUGAAGGAUACUUGGGAAAUAUAUUGUUCGGAUCGGACAUUGGAAAGGAAGAAAAUUAUUAAAUGUAGGAGAGUUUUGAGCUGUGCGUAAAACGUCUGCUUCAAGAAUAUUUCUUCAAUUUCGAUCAGAACAA
This is a messenger RNA of Topomyia yanbarensis, 2737 nucleotides long. RefSeq lists its product as uncharacterized. Bases 1 to 2424 code for a protein of 807 amino acids. The record is from RefSeq and is a predicted model, not a curated record. The transcript has 3 exons. Lineage: Eukaryota; Metazoa; Arthropoda; Insecta; Diptera; Culicidae. Gene Ontology annotation, biological process: DNA integration. Gene Ontology annotation, molecular function: nucleic acid binding.